AAUAUAAUUACAAAUAUGCCUAAUUACAGGUCAGUCCAGCUUUUCCAUGACUUAGCAGCGAAAGAAAGAGAGAGAGAAAGAAAAAGGAAAAAGAGUAGAAGAAGCUUUGAAAAAAACGCUAGAAAAUUCAGCCAAUUUUCCAUUCGAAUUUUCUCUGUCAGACAAACAAGUCCACGAGCCCCUCACUCACUCUUUCUCUCUAGAUAUAGAAAAUUUUCUCUUUCUCUUUAUAUAUCUAUAGAUCCGCCGAUUUCUUAGCGUUUCGUACGAUGCCUUCUCGCCGUAGAACCCUCUUGAAGGUCAUCAUCCUCGGCGAUAGCGGGGUAGGGAAGACGUCUUUGAUGAAUCAAUAUGUAAAUAAAAAAUUUAGCAAUCAGUAUAAGGCAACGAUCGGAGCUGAUUUUUUGACAAAGGAGGUGCAGUUUGAGGAUAGGCUUUUCACCUUACAGAUCUGGGAUACCGCUGGCCAGGAAAGAUUCCAGAGCCUAGGUGUUGCUUUCUACCGUGGUGCUGAUUGCUGCGUUCUUGUAUAUGAUGUCAACUCAAUGAAAUCAUUUGACAACCUAAACAACUGGAGAGAAGAGUUCCUUAUUCAGGCAAGCCCUUCAGAUCCAGAGAAUUUCCCAUUUGUUGUUUUGGGAAACAAAAUUGAUGUGGAUGGUGGAAACAGUAGAGUGGUUUCUGAGAAAAAGGCGCGAGCAUGGUGUGCCUCUAAAGGAAAUAUCCCAUAUUUUGAGACCUCUGCCAAGGAGGGAGUUAAUGUGGAAGAAGCUUUCCAGUGCAUAGCAAAGAAUGCCCUGAAGAGUGGGGAAGAGGAAGAAAUAUACUUGCCUGACACCAUUGAUGUUGCAAGCAGCAGCCAGCCAAGGUCAACGGGAUGUGAAUGUUGAAAUAUGUUACUAUGUGAUUUUUUUUGGGCUGCAAUAAAUGUCUUUGUAAGUGUUACGAAUGAUUUGACCUUUCCAAUCAUUUAUAUGGAUUUGUACGACACUACACUGUACAUUAGUGUGUGUGGAGAGAAACAGAAUGGUCUGUUAAUGCUGGCUGGAUUUAGUUGCCUGGUGCUUUGGUAAUGUUUUAAGUUCUUAAUUAUUCAGCA
Molecule: messenger RNA, 1099 nt
Organism: Theobroma cacao (cacao)
Lineage: Eukaryota; Viridiplantae; Streptophyta; Magnoliopsida; Malvales; Malvaceae
Gene: RAB7B
Product: RAB GTPase homolog G3F
Cellular component (GO): vacuolar membrane
Molecular function (GO): GTPase activity; GTP binding
Source: RefSeq, a predicted model, not a curated record